UGUGGGGCGGCAGAUUUUUGUCUCGCCUAGGGCGGCAUAAAGUCGAGGACUGGCCCUGAUGUUCACGAUACAACCUGGCCACACACAGACUCAAGAUCAGCUUAGAUUAAUUUAUUUUACAGGAGCUGUAGUUCAUAAACUGACCCAGCGAGUUGCAGUGAACUGCGCAUCUGCUAUCGGAAACCAAAAGCGUUUAUAGCAACCGGACUGCAGUUGUGGCAAUUGUAUUUUGUUUUCGUCUCGUGCUGUUUGUUGCCUGUUGCAGCUGCAAGAGCCAGACGGUCAUGUAACUGGUUGCAGGAGGUGUUUUAAGUGAUCCAGUGACAGCCCCCCUAAACCAACACCAGACUGCCUGGAAGUGUGAAGAAAGCCCAGCAAAACACAGCCAUGUUGGAGGAGGACAUGGAAGUGGCCAUCAAGGUGGUGGUGGUGGGCAACGGUGCGGUGGGGAAGUCCAGCAUGAUCCAGCGUUACUGCAAGGGCAUCUUCACCAAGGACUACAAGAAGACCAUCGGUGUUGACUUCCUGGAGAGACAGCUACUAGUGAAUGAUGAAGAUGUGAGAUUGAUGUUGUGGGACACGGCAGGGCAGGAAGAGUUUGACGCCAUCACCAAGGCCUACUACCGCGGUGCCCAGGCGUGUGUACUGGUCUUCUCCACCACCGACAGGGAGUCGUUUGAGGCCAUCGGCAGCUGGUGGGAGAAGGUGGAGAUAGAGGUGGGAGACAUCCCCACUGUCCUGGUGCAGAACAAGAUUGACCUUCUGGAUGACACGGUGAUCAAAAAUGAGGAGGCAGAAGGUCUGGCCAAGAAGCUCAAGUUGAGGUUUUACCGAACCUCCGUAAAGGAGGACCUCAAUGUCAAUGAAGUUUUUAAAUACCUAGCAGACAAGUAUCUGCAGCGACUGAAGCGGCAAACAGCAGAAGAUCCUGAGGUAGUCCAUACAACUAGCAAUAAAAUUGGAGUUUUCAACACCACAAGUAGUAACUUAUCUAGUCAGAACUCCAGCAACGGCCGAGAAGUCAUCAGCUUGCGACCCAACAAACAGAGGACAAAGAAAAGCAAAAACCCCUUUGGUAGCUGCAGCCUUCUUUAGAAUCAAUCCAUUCCCUACAAUAAUGUACGAUUUGACUGCCAUGUGUGAGUGUAAGAGUCUAUACAUUUGAGCAUAACCUACAGGUAUAGGUCUUAAUUUGAUCCCUCUUUUGUUGCUGAGAAUUUCCCUGCAAAUGACCUUCAUGAUGGACAUAAAUUCACAAAAUCUGCACUUAUAACACAGUUAUAUUAACAGUAUUGCACUUCAUGAAGCCUAAUUUUGGCCAGCUAAUAGUCUAACCACAGAACAAGCAACACUAAAAGUUCAAAUCCUGUUGCUGCAGGAUUAUAUUUGCUCUGACAAUAUUGGUCAAAUGAAGAUCCAACAUCUGUAAAUCUAAUAUGCACCUGAGUAUUGUGACGACCAUGCCUUUGAGCAUCUUUACAGAUCAAGUGCAGCCUUUGUUUCUCAUGGAUAGAUGUAUGAAAUAUAAAGCGAAAGUAACAAUAGUCGUCCUGGUGGCUGUAAUGGGUACUACAAUCCAAAACAGACGCUAUGUUGUAGCAUGAAUGUUCUCAUUCUUUUGAGAAAUAGUAGUUGGGCGUGACAGGGUUCUCCCAUUUACACCCUUGAACAUGGUGUAGGGAAGGGUUACAUUCUAGUUCACUAACAAGGUGUAUUUGUAUGUUCAUAUUGUGAUUUUUAUAGAUGACCAUUUGUGCAUUUGACUGUUCAUCUGUGCAAUCUGUUUGUAUUGUAAGAAAUAUACAGAUUACUUUCUACCAUAUUUGUUCUAAAAUAUUAAUGGAAUAUGGUUCAAUAUACUGAGUGUACAGAACAUUAGGAACACCUUCCUAAUAUUAAGUUUUGCCCCCUUUUGCCCUCAGAAA
Messenger RNA from Salvelinus sp. IW2-2015, 1925 nucleotides. NCBI's taxonomy places the organism in Eukaryota, Metazoa, Chordata, Actinopteri, Salmoniformes, Salmonidae. The record is from RefSeq and is a predicted model, not a curated record.